ACUCUCUCUUUAUCUAUCGUUCUUCCUACCAAACAAUCAAAACUUGCUAAUCAAAUAUUACUCGACCAAAACCUGAUUAAUUGGGUUGGACUUUGGAUGGAUUUCUAUCUUUUCCGAGUUUCACCCUAAAACUUAUUCCACUCGCGAACUACACCAGCCUGCAACCAAACACUUUCCGGUUACAAAACUGUCAGACGACCUUGAUCGCUCUCCAGAGACUCGAAACGCUCGUAUCUGCUUGACGCCGUGGUGCGCACCAUCUUAUCUUGCGCACCGUCCCUCGUUUCAUCCCACAAUGGCGAACUUGAAGACUGAUUCUCCUCUCUGUCGUCGCAUCGUCCACGCCUUUUUGGACUUCCUCGAUUCUGUUGAACCUGCUUCUGGUGUUGAUCUUGAAAGUCUUGAGGUUGCUAAGGAAUGUUUGGCAGAGGUCUUUAAGAUCGAUCAAUCUUCUGCCGAUAAUUGGCCAAAACCUGAUUGCUUAAUUGACAUAUUCAAAUCAGGGGAAACGAGUGAGCAACAAGAAAUAAAGUCAGAUGUUGUUCACGAGUCAUUUUCAACAGAAGCUCCCAGUACAUCGUCUAUACAGAAUGCUUUUGAUGCUAAUCCUCCACAGGCAUUACACUCUCUAGGUGAGGAUUUGAAUGGAGAAGCUCACACCUCAGGAUUAUCCAAAGACGAACUUUUUGGGCAAUUUUUUGGCGCACUUGAGAAAAUUCACUAUUUUAAGACUACAACUGAUGGACAGGACGAUCAGGUCCAACUGGAUAGAGCAACAAGUAUAUUUCACAACGCUCUAGCGGGUAUGCAAAAAUCUGGAUGCCAGACAUUUGAUCAGAAAAGCCUUGCCGAGUCCUUGAAAUCACAAGGUAAUAAGGCCAUGCAGUCAAAACUAUACUCUGAUGCAAUUGAGCUGUAUUCUUGUGCUAUUGCACUUUGUGAAGAAAAUGCAGUUUACUAUUGCAACAGGGCAGCUGCAUACACCCAGAUCCACCAGUAUACUGAAGCAAUCAGAGACUGUCUUAAAUCCAUCGAAAUUGACCCAAAUUAUAGCAAGGCAUACAGUCGUCUUGGAUUUGCUUAUUACGCACAAGGGAACUACAUGGAUGCAAUCAAUAAAGGGUUUAUAAAAGCAUUGCAAUUGGAUCCAAACAAUGAUUCUGUCAAAGAAAACAUCCGGGUGGCUCAGCAAAAAUUGAUAGAAGAGCGGCUAAGGACAGAACGUAAUGAGAGUUCAAGUUCGGCAAAUCAUCAUCAAGAAACGAAUCACCAGUCUGCAGGGGGUUCAGGAAGCCAAGGCACAACUCCGCCAUUUGCAUCCAUGCCAUUUAAUGCUAACGGCCUUCCUUCUGAUAUUGCUAGCAUGCUUAUGAACAUGGCUGCAAACGUAUACCAGGGACAGCAUUCUCAAGACCGGCCAGAAGCAGGAGGCAGCACUGCUGAUACAUUUAGUGAGCCGGGAAUAAGAGUUGGUGGGAAUAUUAAUAUCAAUUUGGGAGAACAAAUGCCCGAGGACCUAACAGGGGCUUUGAGAUCUGUGAUGGAGAUGUUCUCAGGUGCAGCGCCUUCUGGGAAUCCACAAGAUGACACUAAUAGAAGAUCAGCACCAAGCUAAUUGUUGGAUUAUCUUUGAACCGUACAAAAUCGAGUUCUCCUCUUUGGGAUGGCAGGGGAAAUACAAAAAACCGGGCAUCACUUUGUUUGCCUGGUGUAGAAGAAAUGCAAACAUCCCAUAAGAUUGACCUUGUUGAUUUGUGGAUAGUCUCUUGUGUAUUUUAUGUAGUAUACAUGGGGCCUCCUGUCUCAAAUAUGGAAUGACACUGUUUUGUGCAAUCACAUUGCCUCUGCAAUGGAUUUUCAUCGGAUGUGGUUGGUUUUUAGUUGGGUUAUCCGGAAUCUCUAACCCUUUUUUUUCUGCCAAAAAAGAGGAUUACGGUAUUCUGAAACUCUCAUAAGUCAUAACCUCGUAUUUGUGGCAGUUCUUGUUUGUGGUUUCGUAUGAUAUCACAAUGUGUGGAUUUCAAAUUGUCGAGGUUAAUAUUUUGGUAGUGGUGGUUGAAUUUUGACAAUCUAUUGAAACUGAUAAUAUAGUAUAUCAAAUUCAUGCGACAUGAUUCACAGACGAUGUUAUAAUCCCUGCUUUGGUUGAAACUGAAUAGAAUUCCAGAUGCAAUUUUAUGCUCAACCAUAUUGUAAUAGCAUUAAAAAAAAAAAAAAAAAAAAAA
Molecule: messenger RNA, 2225 nt
Organism: Cornus florida
Lineage: Eukaryota; Viridiplantae; Streptophyta; Magnoliopsida; Cornales; Cornaceae
Product: small glutamine-rich tetratricopeptide repeat-containing protein 2
Exons: 11
Coding region: 296-1615 (439 amino acids)
Biological process (GO): post-translational protein targeting to endoplasmic reticulum membrane
Cellular component (GO): TRC complex; membrane
Molecular function (GO): protein binding; molecular adaptor activity
Source: RefSeq, a predicted model, not a curated record